AUGCCAGCCACUGUAUCCUUCUUCACCGAAACUCCCUUCUCCUCCAACCCGCUGGAAACGAGGGAUGACUUGGCUCGAUUCCUGAAAGACCUUUUGGAUCCUCUUGCAGCACACACGAGCCCAGGAGGCGCCCGAAUCCAGCUUGGAUACACUGGAACACACUAUGACGACGUCGCUGCCCAGCUCGAAGGGUUCUCUCGCCCGAUCUGGGGCCUUGCGGCACUCCUGGCAGGCGGUGGGGACUACGAAGGCACGAGUCGAUGGGUCAACGGGUUCGCAAACGGUACAAACCCAGAGAGCCCAGAGUUUUGGGGAUGGAUGCGAGAUAAGGACCAGAGGAUGGUGGAGUGCUCCGCGAUAGGGUUCACGUUGGCUGUGGCGAAGGAAAAGAUCUGGGAUCCAUUGAGUGAUGAAGCGAAGAAGAACUUGGAGGAUUGGUUGGCGAUUAUGAACGGGAAGGAGAUGCCGAACACGAACUGGCUUUGGUUCAGGGUCUUCGCGAACUUGGGCCUGUCAAAGGUCGGGUCGUCUAGAUUUGACGCUGCGAGGAUGAAGGCUGAUCUUGACCACCUCGAUACUUUCUACAUCGGAGAUGGGUGGUCUCGAGACGGGCCAGAGGGCAUUGUCCAGUUGGACUACUACUCUUCGUCGUUCGCUAUCCAGUUCGCCCAGUUGGCGUAUUCCAAGUUGAUGCAGAAGGAGGACCCCGAGCGUUGCGAGGAGUACCGGAACCGAGCCAAGAAGUUCGCCCAAGAUUUCGUCCACUACUGGGACGAGGAAGGUCGACCCAUUCCAUUCGGCCGAAGCAUGGUGUAUCGCUUUGCGAUGUCAUCAUUCUGGGGAGCUUUAGCCUUCGCGGACGUCGAGCUGCCAGCACCACUCACCUGGGGGGUUAUCAAAGGCCUCCAGCUUCGCAAUCUCCGAUACUGGGCGAAGCAGCCAGGAGCUUACAACUCUGACGGCACGCUGACGAUCGGAUACGGUUAUCCCAACCUUAACAUGACAGAGAACUAUAACUCUGCUGGGUCCGUGUACUGGUGCUGCAAGUCGUUCGUCACGCUUGCUCUGCCAGAGAGCCACCCUUUCUGGGCCGCCAAAGAAGAACCGUUCCCCGAGGCGCUGAAGGAGACGACGAAGUUCCUCACUCACCCGCUUCAUAUCACCACCAACCUUGGAGGACACACGUUCCUCCUGUCGUCUGGUCAGCAGUGCUCAUACCCCGUCAAGCAGAGUGCUGCCAAGUACGGGAAGUUGGCGUAUUCUUCCGCGUUUGGCUACAGCGUGCCUACCGGGAACCUCACGCUCGAAGAGUUGGGUGGCGACAACACGCUGGCGCUCAGCAAUGAUAAGGGGGAGACGUGGAAGUGUAGACGAGAGACGAAGGAAGCGAGGAUCGAGGAGGGAAGAUGGUUGCGAUCAAUGUGGUACCCUUGGGAAGGUGUACAGGUUGAGACUUGGCUGAUUCCACCACAGAAGGAGAAUCCUCUCUGGCACCUGCGGGUCCAUAGGAUCCGAACGAACCAGCCUUUGACUUCCGCGGAGGGAGGUUUCGCCUUGUACGGACAAAACGCUAUUGGGAGAGCGUUGGAACCCUCAACGAACGCUGACGAAGGUACUCUGGAAGAUGGAGCGGUCACCAGAGCCACAUCCAAGGCUGGGGUUUCAGGGCUGGCAGGCCUUGAAGCGAGCUCGACAAGGAUCGGAAAGGCUCUUCGCAUGGAUCCCAACACCAACCUGAUCGAGCCGAGGACCGUACUUCCGACUUUAAUGGGUCAGCACGAGGCAAGCGACAAGGACCACUGGUUGAUCACUGGCGUCUUCGCUGUCCCGAGCAGUGCUUUUCCUCAGCACGAAUCGUGGCUGGGUGAGUGGGAGGAGAAAACGAAACUCUCCCAGUCCCUAUUCUUAUCCUUGAUCCAGGAUAAAUCAUAG
Coprinopsis cinerea okayama7#130 is the source of this 1932-nucleotide messenger RNA. RefSeq lists its product as hypothetical. The record is from RefSeq and is a predicted model, not a curated record. The transcript is spliced from 3 exons. The coding region runs from base 1 to 1932 and encodes 643 amino acids. NCBI's taxonomy places the organism in Eukaryota, Fungi, Basidiomycota, Agaricomycetes, Agaricales, Psathyrellaceae.